GUCACCUUCAUUUAUGCUCAGUGCAUCAUGAUUGUCGUGUUACUUAUAUUUGUUGUAACUCUGCUGUAUUUUCUGCAUAAACGUACUUUCGAGUAUUGGAAGAAAAGGAAUGUACCCGGACCAAAGCCUACAUUCUUGGUGGGGCAUAUAGGAGAAAGCCUUUUUGGAAAAAAGUCCCUAGGGGAUUGCUUUAGUGAUAUAUACAAAGAAUAUGAGGGUUACCCAUUUAUAGGAGUAUACAAAAUGAUGACCCCAUGUUUGCUUGUAAGGGAUCCAGAAUUCCUUAAAUGCAUUUACGUGAAAAAUUUCAAAAGUUUCAUGAACAAUGAUUUUUUUAUCGAUGAAAAAGUGGACCCAGUCAUGGGUAAAAACCCAUUCUUUUCAAGGGACAAUAUCUGGAAAGAAAGAAGAGCUUUACUAACACCGAACUUUACCACUAGCAAGAUGAAAACAGUAUUUCCCCUUUUGGAAAAUGUAAGUCAAAAAGCUGUGAGCUAUAUAAACAAACAAAUUGAUUGUGGAGAAAAUUGCCUGGAGUCCAAAAAUCUUUGUACGAAAAUAACUCUAGAAAAUGUGGCAAGUUGUGCUUUUGGCCUGGAGGCAAAUUGUUUUAAUGAUCCCAACUGCGACUUUCAAGAUAUCGCAAACAAAUUUAUGUCACCCGAUAAGUGGCAAGCUUUUAAGUUAAUUAUAGCAACGGUUAUACCGCCUCUUAUGAACAUGUUAUCUAUACGAUUCGUUACAAAAGAGGUGACUGAUAGACUGAGAAAAAUUGUAUUUGAUACUGUGGACUACAGGGAAAAGAAUAACGUACAGAGACCAGAUUUUUUGCAAUCUAUGAUGCAACUAAAAGAGUCGACCAAGGAUUUCGAUCCUGAUGAUAUGGUGGCCCAUGCAGCUUCAUUUUUCGUAGAUGGCUACGAAACCAGUUCCAUUGUGAUGAGUUUUCUACUUUACGAAAUUGCCAAACAUCCAGAAGUACAGGAUAAACUAAGACAAGAAAUCAACGAUGCCAUGGAUGGAAAUGGCGGGAAAUUGCCGUAUGAUGUUUUAAUGGAAAUGGAAUAUCUAGAUGCUUGUCUUAAUGAAUCUCAAAGAAAAAAUCCAAUUGCACCAGCCUUCUUCAAACUUUGUACAGAAAAAUUUUCUUACAAACCGACUACUACGUCCGAGUUUAAAGAUAUCGAUGUUACUGUUGAUGUUGGUACUGUCAUGGUUAUUCCAGUUCAAGGUCUAUUUUUUGACCCAAAAUAUUUUGAUGAACCCGAUAAAUUUAAUCCUGCGCGUUUUUUGAAGGAAAAUAGAAAGUAUGAUAGAUCGCAAGGUGUUUUUAGACCAUUUGGUGAUGGACCAAGAGUUUGUAUAGGUCAAAAAUUCGGUAUGCUACAAAUUAAAGCUGCGGUGGCACAUACUAUUCAAGCAUUUUCCGUAAGUGUCAACUCAAAAACAAAAGAACCCUUAGAAUUUGAUCCCUGGUACAUGAUGCUUUCACCAAAAGGAGGAUUGUGGUUAGAUUUUCAUAAAAUCAAAUAAACAACAAUGACAAAAAAUAAAUAAUCACGAG
Messenger RNA from Brassicogethes aeneus, 1564 nucleotides. The record is from the annotation of a GenBank genome assembly. NCBI's taxonomy places the organism in Eukaryota, Metazoa, Arthropoda, Insecta, Coleoptera, Nitidulidae.